Cheilinus undulatus (humphead wrasse) is the source of this 732-nucleotide messenger RNA. RefSeq names its product coiled-coil domain containing 169 (gene ccdc169). NCBI's taxonomy places the organism in Eukaryota, Metazoa, Chordata, Actinopteri, Labriformes, Labridae. The coding region runs from base 1 to 732 and encodes 243 amino acids. The record is from RefSeq and is a predicted model, not a curated record. The transcript is spliced from 8 exons.
AUGACAACAGAUAGCGACUACAGCAAGUAUGAUUUGGCGCGCUUGCGGGCAGAACUCGAGCAGGAGAGGGAAAUGAAAGGAAUGCUCGAGGAGUCCGUGUCUGACCUGAGGAGCACCAUGUGUGAGCUACAAGAGAGACUGCACAGUGUUGACGGGGAAGAAAAUGAGUGGAAAACAAGGUAUGAGACUCAGACAGAGCUAAACGGGCAGUUAGAAAGACAGAUGACACUGAUUCAUGAGAGACUGGAGGACCUACGUGGAAACCCAAUGGAUCGAUUGGCCUCCAUACGAUCAUUUGAUGACAUGCCAGCAGAGACACUGAAGCAGCGCCUGAAAACCCUGACUGAAGAGAAGUGUGCCCUCCAGAGUCAGCUGAUGGACUGUCAUCUGCAAAUUGAACAGGAGGGAAAGGCAUUUCACAAAACUAAUGAUGAGAGGCGGGCAUACCUCUCAGAAAUUGCAAAGCUGUCCUCCACCCUUGAAGGCCAAAGAAGACAGUACUCCAACCAGCCACAGAGGGCACCAGAGAGCAAACAGAAGAGAGGGACGCAGGCCAGCAGGAAGGCAGAGGCUGAUUCUAAGAAAGGAAAAGCAAAAGAAGAUGGAGGCGGCGUGCGUAUGAAAGGAGGCGGUGUUAGUGGAGCAACAGUAGAGAGGAGAGAAGAGAAGAAAUUCCAAAAGGAAAGCAGGUUACCCACACUUAAGUACCAACUGAGACACAAUCUGGAGUGA